Molecule: messenger RNA, 2052 nt
Organism: Cyphomyrmex costatus
Lineage: Eukaryota; Metazoa; Arthropoda; Insecta; Hymenoptera; Formicidae
Exons: 1
Coding region: 1-2052 (683 amino acids)
Source: RefSeq, a predicted model, not a curated record
AUGACGGACGUUCGAGAGAGGCAGCAGUUGUUGUUGCGGAGCGUAGGCCGAGUUCUCGACAACUUUAAGAAAAUCGGCAAGAACAAUUAUACACCGGCCAAAGUGAGGUCGCGUAUCAACGCCCUCAAGGAACUCUGGAGCCAGUGCAUUCAUUGUAAUGCAGCGUUCAUCAAGGCGUUUCCCAACGAGGAGACGGAAGCGGAGCGGGUUUUGGCCCUUCACGAGGACAUCUUCCAGACAGCGCUUGACUACAUGGCCGAGGUUUUGGAAGAAGUGGAGCCACCCGUGAGUCCGAAUCAAUCGUUCGCGUCCGUAGCUACGCGUUCCGACUCGUCUUCGCUAUCGUUGCAGCAUUUACCUCAGAUUCCAUUGCCGCCGUUUGCCGGUAAGAUCGAGGAGUGGGAGACUUUUCGCGAUAGAUUUCAUUCGUUAAUUAUUCAAAAUAAAGAGCUGUCAAAUUUCAGUCGCAUGCACUUCUUAGCGUCAAGUUUAACCGGAUGUGCUCGCGAAGUCAUUUCGGACAUUUCAAUCACAGCCGAGAAUUUUGAUGUUGCCUGGAAGGCACUAGGUGCGCGUUACGAGAACAAACGUCGAUUAAUCGAGACUCACGUAGCAACGUUUUAUAAUCUUCCGGCGAUGUCGCGUGAAUCGGCGUCCGAAUUGCACGCUCUUCGAGAUAAGGUCGACAAAGCGCUCGCGGCGUUACAACGUCUCGAUCGAUCAUCCGAAGACAUCUUGAACGACAUCCUCGUUUACUCACUGUCACAAAAACUCGACCCGGCUACGCGACGCGCGUGGAAGUUGAGAUUAGGCAGCGACUCUCUCCCUCCUUCGUAUCAAGGCCUUGUUAAAUUUCUAUCAUCGCGUGCUCACGCUCUCGAAGAGCUCAAACCGAUCGCGACAUCCAAAUCGGCGCGUCAAACUGCGACGAGUUCUGCCGCGUCAGUCGCGUCGGAAAUAAAGUGCUCUCUUUGUAAAAAGAAUCAUCUGUUAAGUAAAUGUCCGCAAUUCGUCGGCAAAAGCUCUAGUCAACGUCGCGAUAUCGUCAAACAACAAAAGCGGUGUUUCAAUUGUUUGAGUGAGAAACAUGCAGUCAAUUCUUGCCAAAGUAAAUUAUCUUGUCGUACAUGCCAACAACGGCAUCAUACAACGUUGCACGUUGACUCGCCUUCUCCGACGAAUGCGAGCGCGACCGCGGUCGACGCGAGCGCGGCCUCGCCCUCCCCGGCUUCCGACCCGGUCGUCGUUUGCUCAUCCGUCGCAUUGACUGCGAAUCCGUCGCCGGUCUUACUCGCGACGGCUCAAAUCAUCGUAAACGCUCCGUCGGGGCGCUCGGUGCAAGUCAGGGCCCUGCUCGACCAGGGUUCUGAGGUAACGUUGGUCACUGAACGAGUUGUUCAAACUCUGCGACUUCGUCGCAUGCGGACACUCACGUCCAUUUCUGCGGUGGGCUGCGCUUCCGCCGGAACGUGUCGACACGUCGCGCAACUUAAAUUUACCUCGCGCGAUGGCUCCGGUCCGGCGUUCUCGACGCUCGCAUAUGUUUUGCCGUCUCUCACCAAAUACGUACCGCGUGGCACUCCUCUCAGCUCAGCGUGGACACAUCUCGCCGAUCUCACAUUGGCUGAUGCUGACCCCACCGGAUCGGAACAAAUCGAUGUGCUGAUCGGAGCUGAUUUGUUCUCGCAAAUUCUCAUCGACGGUGUCCGCAGGGGACCCGCCGAUCAGCCCAUCGCUCAGAAUACCCACUUAGGCUGGGUUCUUUCAGGCCCUACGGGGGGCACAGCGGUUCCUUCCUGCCAGAUUGUUGCUAAUCACUGUUCGCUCGAACAUGAUUUACGCAAGUUUUGGGAACUCGAGGAGGUCCCUCAAGUAGACCUCCCCCGAAGACAGGCAGUGCGAGGAGCACUUUCUCUCAACGCACACGCGCGACUCCGAGGGGCGGUACGCGGUGCGUCUUCCUUUUCGCAAUGGCCCUCCUAUCGAUAUAGGCGAAUCUCGGUCAAACGCGAAGGGGAUGCUCACGGGAUUAACUCGUCGUUUGUCGCGUAA